AUGGAGUCGUCGCGUGGACCCCCGAGGGUUAAGAACAAGGCCGCGGCCCCAAUCCAGAUCAGUGCCGAACAACUUUUGCGCGAGGCCGUCGACCGCCAGGAACCCGGUCUCCAAGCUCCUACCCAGCGCUUUGCCGAUUUGGAAGAACUGCACGAACACCAAGGCCGCAAGCGCAAGGAGUUCGAAGACUAUGUCCGUCGCAACCGCCUUAACAUGGGCAACUGGAUGCGCUAUGCCGCCUGGGAACUCGAACAAAAGGAAUACCGCCGCGCAAGAUCCGUCUUCGAACGCGCUCUCGAUGUCGAACCCACCAAUGUGCCCUUGUGGUUGCGCUACAUCGAAGCCGAGAUGAAGACGAGGAACAUCAACCAUGCAAGAAACUUGCUUGACAGAGCUGUCACAAUCCUGCCUAGGAUCGACAAGAUAUGGUACAAGUACGUCUACAUGGAGGAGACCCUCGGCAAUAUUCCCGGUACUCGCCAGGUGUUUGAGCGAUGGAUGAGCUGGGAGCCUAGCGAGGACGCUUGGGGUGCCUACAUCAAGAUGGAAAAGAGAUACGGAGAGUUCGACCGCGCUCGCUCAAUAUUCGAGAGAUUUACUAUCGUCCACCCCGAGCCGAAAAAUUGGAUCAAAUGGGCCCGUUUCGAGGAAGAGAGUGGCACAAGCGAUCACGUUAGAGAGGUCUUCGGUAUGGCUAUUGAAACAAUGGGCGAAGACUUUAUGGACGAGAAGUUGUUCAUUGCUUACGCACGAUACGAGGCCAAGCUCAAGGAGUACGAGCGCGCAAGAGCUAUCUACAAAUACGCCCUGGACCGCAUGCCUCGAUCACAAUCCGCCAACCUUCACAAGCAUUACACCACCUUCGAGAAGCAAUACGGUGAUCAGGAGGGUGUUGAGGACGUCGUCUUGUCCAAGCGACGAGUUCAGUAUGAAGAGCAGGUCAAGGAGAACUCAAAGAACUACGAUGCUUGGAUCGACUACGCGAGGCUGGAGGAGUCAUUGGGUGACUCCGAGCGCACGAGAGAUGUAUACGAGCGUGCCAUCGCUCAGGUACCACCGACACAAGAGAAACGACACUGGCGACGAUACAUCUACAUCUGGAUCUUCUACGCGCUCUGGGAAGAGAUGGAGAACAAGGACGUUGAACGCGCCAGGCAGGUCUAUGCCGAGUGUCAGAAGCUCAUUCCUCACAAAAAGUUUACCUUUGCAAAGUUCUGGUUGCUGAAAGCACAAUUCGAGAUCAGACAGAUGCAAUUACAAGCUGCGCGCAAGUCUCUAGGCAUCGCCAUCGGCAUGUGUCCGAAAGACAAACUGUUCCGCGGCUAUAUCGACCUCGAGCUCAAACUCUUCGAAUUCAUGCGCUGUCGCACACUAUACGAGAAACACAUUGAGUGGAACCCGGCAAACUGCCAAGCAUGGAUCAAGUUCGCAGAAUUGGAGCGAGGACUGGAGGACCUCGAACGCACACGUGCCAUCUUUGAGUUGGCGGUCGACCAACCAUCGCUUGAUAUGCCGGAGUUGCUUUGGAAAGCUUACAUCGACUUUGAAGAAGAGGAAGGAGAGUGGGAUAGGACGAGGGAUCUGUAUGAACGUCUUUUGGAAAAGACAGGUCACGUCAAGGUCUGGAUCAGUUACGCACAUUUCGAGAUCAACGUGCCGGAUCCAGACGAGGAGGAAGCCGACGAAGACGACGAAGAGGAGAAGCCGAUCUCGGAAAAUGCAAAGUCGCGCGCACGCAAGGUCUUCCAACGGGCAUACGAGGACAUGAAGCAAAAAGACCUCAAGGAAGAACGCGUCGCCCUACUCAAUGCAUGGAAAUCCUUCGAGACCACACAUGGCUCUGCUUCAGAUCUCGAAAAAGUGGAAAAGCAAAUGCCACGCCGUGUCAAGAAGAGAAGAAAGUUGGCCGAGAACGAGUUCGAGGAAUACAUGGACUAUGUGUUCCCAGCAGACGACGAGAGCGCAGCCAAAAUGUCGAAGUUGUUGCAAAUGGCACAGGCUUGGAAGAAGGAGCAAGCGAGUGGUUGA
Messenger RNA from Aureobasidium namibiae CBS 147.97, 2028 nucleotides. Its product is annotated as putative cell cycle control protein. The record is from RefSeq and is a predicted model, not a curated record. Gene Ontology annotation, molecular function: protein binding. The coding region runs from base 1 to 2028 and encodes 675 amino acids. Lineage: Eukaryota; Fungi; Ascomycota; Dothideomycetes; Dothideales; Saccotheciaceae. Gene Ontology annotation, biological process: mRNA splicing, via spliceosome; spliceosomal complex assembly. Gene Ontology annotation, cellular component: post-mRNA release spliceosomal complex; Prp19 complex; U2-type catalytic step 2 spliceosome. The transcript has 2 exons.